CAUCUACCUAGUAGACUAAGACCCCCAGACAGAGCUACGCUAUCACUUGCACUACCCUAUUUACCUACUAAUCUUGGCCAUCAAGGCCAUCACGCAAUUCUGCCAGCGCCAUCCCGUUGAAACACCAUCAGCUGAUAUGCAUCUCUCUGUCUGGGACUGGCAUAAGAGAAGAGACCGCUAGCCUAGCCCAUGAUGACAGGGUCUUGCCACGGGUAAGCGGCGCUGGACCGAAUCGGCUAAGGCAGGAAAUAUGGCAUCGCAUGUGGCAUGUGAAGCAAGGAGCUAAUAUAAAGGACCAAAUGGCGUCUUGCACUCUGUCCCGGUUCGCCAUUCUUAGCCUUUCCUCUGUUAUCAGAUCCGACGAGACCCGCUAUCUAGUCUAGCUAGCCAGCAGUGUCAUUUGUUUGUUCACCUGUGCAGAGAUCGAAGACCUGGCAAUUUGUCGUGCGUGUUAGAAACACAAUUCAGAGAUCAUGGCUGUAACUCAGAUCCCGAGACAGCCCGUGGCUAUCACGCCCUCCGCCGAGGAGAUCAAGAACAAGCGUCUAUCAGAGGCAAACCUAAAGACUGCGGUGGACGCCCUGGCCGCAGAUGGCGUCGUCGUUGUUGAAGAUGCCAUCCCACAUGAGGACUUGGACCACCUUAAUGCCAAGAUGAUUCAAGACUCCAAGCUUCUCCAGGAAAGGGGCGAGGACAGCCCCUUCAACUACAACAAAGGAAACCUCCAGCAGGAUGCUCCCCCUUGGGCGGAGUACUUCCACCCCUCCAUCUUCUGCAACCCCAUCGCAACCCAGAUCACAUCUGCCGUUCUCGGCCCCCGUCCCAAAUGGACGUUCGCCUCAGGCAACGCCGCCAUGCCCCCUCUACCAGGCACUGAAAACGAGCGCCAGCCCGUGCACAACGACGUCGAAUUCCCGCACCCACCUAAGUGCUUCGCCCUAGUGACCAACGUGCCUUUAAUCGGCAUGAACCCGGAGAACGGGUCAACAGAGACAUGGCCGGGCACACACAACCGCACCGUGGCCAAGGAAGGCGGCCAGAAGGGCCAACGCGCCACAGGCCACAUCCCGCAAGACCAGCUGGACGCGCAGGUCGCCGUGGCCGGUCCUCCAUGCCAGCCGACGCUGCGCAAGGGCAGCUUCGCGAUCCGCGACUUCACGAUAUGGCACGCGGGCAUGCCCAACAAGACGCAGGACAUCCGCAUCAUGCUGGCGCAGAUCCACUUCGCCAGCUGGUUCCCGAACCCGACGCGUCUCGAGCUAUCCGAGGACAUCAAGCCCGUCCUCGAGGAGCUUGAGGCCAAGGGAGAACUCGGCCUCGAGGUCCCCGUCAACUGGGUCCCCAAGGAGCAGGUCAUGGCCACCUACCUCGACCGCGCCCUGGGUAAGAAGUACAAGACCAACAAGACUGAGGAGGAAUAAAUCCUUCAAAGAAAGAGGGAAAGGGAAAAUCCAUUAAAAAAAAGAGAGGGUUUAAACUAUACUUUCUUCAAAUACCCCGUAUGCUCCUCGAGCACAACCCGCUCUUUGCUCGCAUCUAUAACAGAAUGGGGAAAGAGGGCCGGUUAUUGUAUAACUGGUGAUGUGCUAAACCAGCUACAUGCCACGAGGAGUUCAGCUAAGCGUCCAAAGUCAUAAGGAGCUUCCAACGCCUCAAGCAAGCGAUUGUAUGUACAGAUUAUGCCCUGCUAGAAAUAUAAAGAAACAUAUAAACUGUAAAA
Messenger RNA from Xylaria bambusicola, 1720 nucleotides. RefSeq lists its product as uncharacterized. NCBI's taxonomy places the organism in Eukaryota, Fungi, Ascomycota, Sordariomycetes, Xylariales, Xylariaceae. The transcript has 2 exons. The record is from RefSeq and is a predicted model, not a curated record. The coding region runs from base 474 to 1421 and encodes 315 amino acids.